AUGAGCACCAAAGCAAAUAUCCCACCGGAAGUUGUCGAUCAAUUGAUGAAAUUCGAUCAAGCUUUGACAAAAAUGGAAGAAUCGUUGGAGCCGCUUUUAAAUGAUGGCAUCGAUGUUCAUCUUCAGGUUUUUUUUUCAAUUAUUUGGGAAAAUAAUGACUUUUUUCAGAGAAGUGCUAUCGAUAUGGCGAUGGCGGACAUAACUUCAAUGUUUGCCAUGGAUAGCUUACAUUGGGCUCAACAAUCUUUACGAGGAGAGCAGCCGGAGAAAAAUGACGAGUUAUUAAUAGAUAUUGUUUGUACGAAAGGAUGAAGAUUAUAUAUUUUCCAAAAUUCAGAAUCGAACAAAAAAGUUUAACGCCGAAUUGAAAACACUCCAGGAGCGACAGGAAGCUCCGAGAGUUUCAAAGCAAGGCGCAGCUGUUAGAAUUCAUAUUUUGAAGCGCAUACAUUUUUUGAGUUCAGAACUUUAUUCGGAACGCUUUGUGGGAGCUUCCAGAAGGUUCGAAAGACGCCGAAAAGGAUGAGGUCUGUAAAUUUUCAAGUAAUAUCUGUAUGAAGCCUUUUUUGUGUCUUUUGUCUACUUAAAAAUAGCUGAAGACUUGAAAAUGAACUGAAAAAUUUCAAAAAGGUCUCAAGAAGGUGAGGCGUUUCCAGUGCUUUUUCUUUUCAUGUGGGGCUUCUGCGCCUUCAAAAUCCUUGAAGAUUUUUCUGAAGGAAAGCGCGAAAAUUAGCUUUAAAAUUGCAAAAAAAUUAACAGAAAAUUAAAAUUUUUCUCAAUUUUUUCAGUGACUGAAAUAAUUUAACAAAUUCUUUAGAAGCCUAGCAAAGACCAAUCAACUUCGAAAAAGGCAAGAAAAAGAAGGUAA
Molecule: messenger RNA, 868 nt
Organism: Caenorhabditis auriculariae
Lineage: Eukaryota; Metazoa; Nematoda; Chromadorea; Rhabditida; Rhabditidae
Source: the annotation of a GenBank genome assembly